Molecule: messenger RNA, 2835 nt
Organism: Triticum urartu
Lineage: Eukaryota; Viridiplantae; Streptophyta; Magnoliopsida; Poales; Poaceae
Source: RefSeq, a predicted model, not a curated record
AUGGACAUGUCCACAGAUGCAUCUGCGGACAUGUCCGUUUGUCUGAAUUCCUGCAAGCUGGGCGCAAACCCAAACUGCGGGAGUUUAAAAAUUCCCCUUAUUUUUUUUGCAGAUUACACCAAGCUAAAAGCACUUGCAAUAUCAAUUGCAGAGGAAAUUGAGUUUCAGUUUGACUGUAAAGAUGUUCCACUUGCAAAUGCGUCCAAAUCUGAUCUACAUCUAAUCAACAUUUCAAUUGAUGACGAGGGGUACAAGGAAGAUGAAAGAGAUUGGACAACACAGAUGGGUCUAAACAUGAAAUAUUUUGCCAAGCUUAGGAAAGAAACACCAGGUUGCCAAGAGCAACCUCCUUUGUCAUUUUGGAAGAGAUUAGACAUCUCAGAUAAGCCUUCGCCUAUUUCUGUCGUUCCAAACCUCAAAUGGCUCUGCAGAAGAGCACGAACCCCAUAUAGGGUUGUUGGUUAUGCUGCCUGUCGUAAUGCCACAGUAGGUCCUGACGUGGUUAGCCCUGCAGUUACAAAGGCUGAGAUGGGCACUUCUGGAAAUGCUUACGAGAAUGCCAAAGAACAACGAACUGCUGAACAAGAUGCCCCUCUGGAGCCAAGUAGGUUACAAGAAGCUGACGAUGUUGCUGAUAUGCACACGUGUUCUGAGGACAUUGAUCAAGACAUGCAUUGUCUGAUUGGUAGCAAAAGGCAGCGAACCGCUGAACAAAAUGCCCCUCUGCAGCCAAGUAGGUUGCAAGAAGCUGACGAUGUAGUCGAUAUGCACACGUGUUCUGUGGACAAUGAUCAAGACAUGCAUCAUCUGAUUGGUAUCCCUGUUGCUGCUGCUGAAUAUCCGAUGACGCAUCAAGUUUGUGAAGGUACAGUAAGUGUUAGCACCUGUGAACUUGACGAUCUGGUAAGUGCUAGCACUAGUGAUGAUUCAAUUUGUUCAGCGCAUUCUCAGGAUUCACCUGGGGUGUCAGAUGACUUUACCACUGAACAGCAAUGUGUCCAGUCAGAUGAGUUGACUAGUUCCGUGGCUAUGUCCGCACAACAGUUCCUUGUAGAUGGAAGCAUGACUGCAGAAGACAGCAGCAAUCAUGAAAACUUGGGUUCUUAUAAUGUCACUUCAGAGUGCAAAGACAAACAGCUCCAAGUUCAACAGGAGCAGGAGAAUAUUGAACUUUGUAAUAAUGCUGGCAGAAACUUGGCCGCGGCAGUACAGGUCAAUUCCGGCCAUUUUGGUGACAAGGCCGUCAAUCUCGAGAGCGCUAUUCCUACUGAGUCACAGCAUGAGUAUCCGAAGAGAGAUGCCAUCGUUUUGGAAGGCAUGCAAGCUGCUUUGACGACUGUGGUCUCUGGAGAAAAUAGAAAUUCAGUUAACACAGAGUUGGAUUCUCUUGGUAUUUUACUUGGAGCUUUAGCAGAAGAAUCCAUUCUAGCUGAUGUUCCUGGAAAAGAUGAGGUUGACGAUGCUUCCUUGACAUUGAUGACACUGGCUAGCAUUGACCAGUCUGCAGGUGAUGUUGCACACAAUGAAGUUAUAGAGACGUCUAGCUCUUCCGUUGGCGCAUCUAUUUCAUGCAAGGGACGGACUUUGCCCAAUUUGGCAUCUGAUGGAUCGCUUAGGAUUCAGAAUGCUGAAAUACAAAAUAAACAAGAAAAUGCUGAAGAAGUUGGUGCCUGGAACUGCCAGGGUUUGAAGAACAGCAGAGGAAUACUUGACAGUUCAGCAAACAGUUUAUCUGAUACAGGCAAAAGUUCAGGCACACCAAAAGCUUAUCAACCAGACAUAUUGUCUAGAAGCAUUGGAAGCUCAAAAAGAACAAGUAUCAUAUGCUAUGUCAGACGCAAGCGCAAGCAAAAAAGAAAGAGGGAAUCUGAGUUAAGUACCAGUAAUUCGCAAAGUUUUGGGAGCUUUGCCCGCGCUCCAUGCGAGAGGCUGAGGCCCAGGAGGAAACCUGCAGUAAUUGAAGAGCCGGCAGAGCAGAUUGAAACCGCAAAACCUUCCGCUGCCGCAACCAAGGGCAAGAGGUCCAAGGUGGUGGAGUUAUUUCAGUGCGAGAUCGAUUUCUGCGACAUGACAUUCGAGAGCAGAGCCGAGCUCCGCGCCCACGAGCGCAACAUCUGCACCGACGAGUCGUGCGGCAAGCGCUUCCAGUCGCACAAGUACCUGAAGCGCCACCAGUGUGUCCACCGCGACGAGAGGCCCUUCAAGUGCCCCUGGGACGGCUGCGGGAUGACCUUCAAGUGGCUGUGGGCGCAGACAGAACACAUAAGAGUCCACACGGGGGAGCGCCCGUACGAGUGCUCAGUCCCUGACUGCGGGCAGACGUUUAGAUACGUCUCGGACUACAGUCGGCACCGGAGGAAGUUUAAUCAUUACUGAUUGGACGUCGCAGUCGGCACCGGAGGAAGUUUAAUCAUUACUGAUUGGACGUCGCAGUCGGCACCGGAGGAAGUUUAAUCAUUACUGAUUGGACGUCGCAGCGGUGCUGGGGGGCAAAGGCUCCUCCUCCGGCUGGUGCUGCAUUGUGUGUUGAGGUACGUUGGUCCUUUGUUUGUUGUAGCAGGCUAGCAGCUCACGUAUUUAAUUAACCGCCCGAUGGCUGGUAGUCCUAGUGUUAAUUCCCUUCGUUAACAAUGUGCCAAGUGUAGUCUAGGAUGUAGAGAUAGAUUGGGGGGUAAAAGGCCAGAUGGCCCUUCAUUCUUUUUCUCCGUCAGUCCAGUCAUGUAUGUAAUCCCUUGAUAAAGUUUUAUCAAUUGCGAUGAUGCCGAAAUCUCCCUCAGUUGAGUCAUGUAUCUAAACUAAUCUAUGCUAAAGUUUAUCAAUGCAAUGAUGAUGACA